Molecule: messenger RNA, 413 nt
Organism: Cinclus cinclus
Lineage: Eukaryota; Metazoa; Chordata; Aves; Passeriformes; Cinclidae
Gene: COPS9
Product: COP9 signalosome subunit 9
Exons: 3
Coding region: 6-179 (57 amino acids)
Biological process (GO): negative regulation of protein neddylation
Source: RefSeq, a predicted model, not a curated record
CCGCCAUGAAGCCGGCGGUGGACGAGAUGUUCCCUGAGGGAGCCGGUCCUUACGUGGAUCUCGAUGAGGCAGGGGGAAGCACGGGGCUGCUGAUGGAUCUGGCCGCCAACGAGAAAGCGGUGCACGCUGAUUUCUUCAAUGAUUUUGAAGACCUCUUUGAUGACGAUGACAUCCAGUGAACUUAGUUGCCCAGCAGUGCUGAGAUGUGGAUUUUUCUCCAGGAUCACCUCUGCAGUCCAUUAUUUAUUAAAUUAAUCAAAAUGGGAAAAUCACAGAGGGAGGGGGAAAAGCCUGGAUAAGCUGCUUGGGGAAUAUGAAAACCAGAUGGUUAAAAAUAACUAAGGUGCACUGUUAUUUCUGGGAACCUGUCUGUAGUUUUUCCUGGAAAAUUUUAUUUGCUGAUGUGCUUAUUG